AUGGUCGGUAUACCUCUCAUGUCAGGUGUAUGGAACAUGUCCGGUAUGAAUCUUGAUACCGAUACAUCCCCUCUAGGCCCAAAGGCCUGGGCGCUGCAAAUACAGAAAAAUGAAGCGGAAAAGAUAAUUCGAGAAGCGAAAGAACGUGCAGAGGCCAGGGUCAAGGCGCGCCAACUACGACUCAAGGUCACCGAGGAUCACGAUCGACAAAUAGAUCGGCAUCUAUUUGCUGAAGGGCCUGACCCUAUUCCAAUAGACAUCUUCGGAGGAAAGACUUUGUUCCAGUGGCAAGAUAUGACUGGCGAUCAGAACUAUAUCCUGCAGCAGCUGAGUACACUCAUCGCAAAAAGCUGGGACCAACAAAAGCUGGACGAGGUUGAACAAUUGAUUUGUAACAUGGACUGGAUAAGGGCGCCGUAUUCAGGUCAUCCGGUGGAUACCGAGGCACUUAGCCAUCUACGCCAGGACAUAGUCCUCGAGAGUCUUCGGAUUGGAAGCAUGAAUCAAGAUGGAAAUAAUGUCGAGACGAAACAGAGUCCCCUUCCAGAUGGCACCAACCUGGAAUCUGCAUCUCUGCGGGUCUCGUGGAUACUUCAUAGAGCUUGGAUACGAGCUCUACAUUACCGCAGUCUUCAUGCUGGACCGCACAAUUAUGGUGGACAGCAAAUAAAGCAUAUCCUUGCACUAUCUCUGUUCUUUCUCGAAGGCGAAGCCAGGAAAAUCGAGGCUGGCUUGGAUGAACUUAAAUCCCCUCCGGAGUUCGAAGCAUUGAAUAGUUGUGCCACGACCCUCACUACAGCUUUAAUUGGUGUUGCAAGAGAUGUAGUAACGGAGUCACGUCCAACACCAAGUGAUCGUGGUUUUACUCUUGAGGAGACAUUUGCAUAUAACACAGACCCGAGACGUUUUUCUCUCAUUUACUCAAGGCACUUUGAUAACGUCAACAGACUCUGGCAGCUCUGGGCCUACCUCCUUGCCGUUUCAGAUGAUUUUGACAGAAGGAUGGAUUACGAACAUGUCGAAGACACAUUGAUCUCAAAGCGCGUCGUUGUUGCGGAUGAAUCUUGGGAAGUUGCCCAGGCACUCAAAGGGGGGAAGCAACUGUAUUAUAUUUUUGACACUGCACCCGCGGCACAAGAUUAUUUUCUCGAACCCAUUAAAACAUUUUACGAACAGAUAGAUACGUUGGUGCAGCUCGAGAAAAGUGACCCAGAGUGCAAAUAUCAACACCCAAGUCCCUCGAGCAGAGCCAAUGUUUGGGCAGGGCUCUUCCCUAUCCACCCAGUGGCAAGCACUCAUCCUGAAAGCUACAGCCUAGUCAACUGCAAUUACGAGGGCGGCUGUGCAAUCUGCCAGGAAGCGUUCGCACCCGCCUACGUCAUCGUGAAACUGCACUGCAACCACCUCUUCCACUACACGUGUGUCCGCCAGAUGUGGGACCUAUCGGGCAUUAACACGUUUUCCUGUCCGUUAUGCCGCUCCAACAGCGUCCGAUGGGCUCUGCACGAGCAAGUGGGCAUUCUGCCCGAGGUCUUGGACGUAUGGGACCACGAGGCGACUGUGGGGGUUGACCUCGCGCGUGCCCAUCCGGACUUUGAGGAUGAGGAGUCCCUCUAUUGGGUGCGUGAAAAUGAGAAGCUAUCCAGGAGCGAGACCUGGAACGAGAAGGAAGGUGACCGCCCUAGGGAUGUUGAUAUUGAGAUGGCGAAUGUACGACAGGCCAGGAGGCGCAGGAAUAAAAGACUGAGGCAGAAUGCUAGCUUGUCAGAUACUGUGGAGGGACUGGAUCCGAUUAGCUAGCUUUAGUAGCUUGGAGUUGUCCUUGACUUGAUUUUGUUCUCUAGGGGUAAGGAGUAUGUUGAGUUUCUUGAUGGUGUUUUGAAGGCAGCU
Messenger RNA from Amorphotheca resinae ATCC 22711, 1890 nucleotides. RefSeq lists its product as hypothetical. The record is from RefSeq and is a predicted model, not a curated record. The coding region runs from base 1 to 1800 and encodes 599 amino acids. Gene Ontology annotation, cellular component: cytosol; ubiquitin ligase complex. Gene Ontology annotation, molecular function: ubiquitin protein ligase activity. Gene Ontology annotation, biological process: ubiquitin-dependent protein catabolic process; protein ubiquitination. The transcript has 5 exons. Lineage: Eukaryota; Fungi; Ascomycota; Leotiomycetes; Helotiales; Amorphothecaceae.